Pyricularia oryzae 70-15 is the source of this 912-nucleotide messenger RNA. RefSeq lists its product as uncharacterized. The transcript has a single exon. Lineage: Eukaryota; Fungi; Ascomycota; Sordariomycetes; Magnaporthales; Pyriculariaceae. Bases 1 to 912 code for a protein of 303 amino acids. The record is from RefSeq and is a predicted model, not a curated record.
AUGAAAGUCGCAAUCGCAGGCAUAGGCAACUUUGGCCCCUACCUCCUCGAAGAGAUCCCCAAAGAGGGCCACGAGAUCGUCAUCCUGACCCGAUCCCAAAAGCCCCACAUCAAACUCCCCCAGAAAGUCACCGACUACACCAUCCCCUCCCUGGAGUCAGCCCUCCAAGACGUCGACGCCGUGGUCAGCGCCAUCCCGGCCCACGACCCGGGGUACGUCAAGACGCACCUCGCGCUGCUCGAGGCCUGCCGGCUGUCGCCGCGGUGCAAGAACCUGAUCAUCUCGCACUGGGCCGAGAACAUCGACGACGUGACGGACCACCCCAUCUUCCCGCACGGCGACAACACGGUGCACCAUCUCACGGCGGCCCUGCGCGCCCAGACCGAGGUGGCCUGGACGGCCGUGUGCUGCGGCUGGCUGGCCGACUACGUGCUGCCGGCGUCGCAGCGGCACCUGGGCGAGAUUGGCGCCUUUUGGUUGCAGGACCGCCCGCAAAAGGUCUUUACCGUCUACGGGCCCGGCACGCAGCGCGUCUCAUUUACGCCGUCCAGGGACGUCGCGCGCGCCGUGGCCAGGCUGCUGAGCCGCCCGGGCCAGUGGACGCCCACCACGUUUGUGCGCGGCGACACCAUGACUUGGAACGAGCUGUGGGAGCUCGUCAGCGCGAAAGAGGAGGGCUGGACGUUGAGGAGAAAGUCGAUGGCGCAGAGCGUCCGGCAGCUCGUGGCGGAGGACGGGGACGCGCUGAGCAAGAUGGUGGCCGAGUUUGAGCUCUUUUCGUACGCGGGGGCUCUCGAGAUGCCCGAGGACAGGGUUGCUAGGGAUAGGAAAAAGUUCUUUGAAGGCGUCAAGUUUAGGACGUUGGCGGAGCUGAUGGAUGAGGGGAAGGCCAAGCCGGAAUCUAUCUUGUAG